CGUUAACAACAAACCCUUGCUUCUCUUCUCAUCUCUCUUCCUCGCUUCGAAACUCGUGAAACCAUGGCGAUUAGCUCCUUCAAGCAUGAACAUCCUCUCGAAAAGAGACAAGCUGAAGCAGCUCGUAUCAGGGAGAAGUAUCCAGAUAGAAUACCUGUCAUAGUCGAGAAAGCUGAGAAGAGUGAUGUCCCUGAUAUCGAUAAGAAAAAGUACUUGGUCCCAGCUGAUCUGACCGUUGGCCAGUUUGUUUAUGUUGUACGGAAGCGGAUCAAGCUCAGUCCCGAGAAAGCUAUAUUCAUUUUUGUGAAGAACAUUCUACCACCAACAGCGGCCAUAAUGUCUGCGAUUUAUGAAGAGCACAAAGAUGAAGACGGGUUUCUAUACAUGAGUUACAGUGGCGAGAACACAUUUGGGAUCUUCUAAUCCGCUUGGAAUGUGUGGACGCAUCAGAUUAUCAAUGUACAGUCUUGUCUAUUUCUUUGCCUGUCUCUAGUUUUCAUAACAUUGGACGAAGCUUUUGAAACUUGCAUAAACUUGCAUGCUAUGUUAUGAAGAUGAUAAGCUCUUCCAUUUAUGGUGUUACACGUUCUUACCUUAUUGCUACACUUAAUUUCA
Molecule: messenger RNA, 615 nt
Organism: Capsella rubella
Lineage: Eukaryota; Viridiplantae; Streptophyta; Magnoliopsida; Brassicales; Brassicaceae
Product: autophagy-related protein 8d
Exons: 5
Coding region: 64-423 (119 amino acids)
Biological process (GO): cellular response to nitrogen starvation
Source: RefSeq, a predicted model, not a curated record